Messenger RNA from Nannizzia gypsea CBS 118893, 312 nucleotides. RefSeq lists its product as hypothetical. Lineage: Eukaryota; Fungi; Ascomycota; Eurotiomycetes; Onygenales; Arthrodermataceae. The transcript has a single exon. The coding region runs from base 1 to 312 and encodes 103 amino acids. The record is from RefSeq and is a predicted model, not a curated record.
AUGGCGAUGGCAACACUCAUGGCGUUCCUCACCUCUCAUUGCUGUCUCUCUUGCUGCGCUCUGCCUUACCGAACCCUCGCCAGCCUCAAACGUAGCCCCUUAACUACCGAGCAGACGGGUCUUGUGACGAUCGCAUCCAACCUUCCCCGGAUUCUCCCUCCCUCCCUCGCUCUCCCAAGGACCCGAGGACCCCAGGACCCAAGAGCCAGGGAAGACGCAGACCGACAAACUCAUCGGGAACCGCCGACAGCUGCUAGCUCGACCCUCAGCCGCCUGGAGAGUAGCCUAAGUUCGCUGCCUAUUAGUUCUUAA